AUGAUGGUGCAGUGGCUGGUGUCCUCCGGUCAUACGGUGCUGCUGUGGGGUGCGGCGAACGCCGUGUUCCUGGCGGGCGCCACCCUACUGCUGAGCUGUUUGCAGAUGUUAGCGAGCUAUGCGCGGAAAUGGCACCAGAUGAGGGCUAUCCCAACGAUUGCCCGCGCCUUUCCUCUGGUGGGCCACGCGCUGAUGAUGAAGCCGGACGGAAAAGAAUUUUUUCAGCAGAUAAUUCAGUAUUCUGAAGAAUACCGACAUAUGCCACUGCUGAAACUCUGGAUCGGACCAGUGCCAAUGGUGGCCCUUUAUAAUGCAGAAAAUGUAGAGGUAAUUUUAACUAGUUCAAAGCAAAUUGACAAAUCAUCUAUGUACAAGUUCCUAGAACCAUGGCUUGGCCAAGGACUUCUUACAAGUACUGGAAACAAAUGGCGCACCAGAAGAAAAAUGUUAACACCCACCUUCCAUUUUACAAUUCUAGAAGAUUUCUUAGCUGUUAUGAAUGAACAAGGAAAUAUAUUGGUUAAUAAGCUUGAAAAACAUGUUAACCAAGAAGCAUUUAACUGUUUUUUUUACAUCACUCUCUGUGCCUUAGAUAUAAUCUGUGAAACAGCUAUGGGGAAGAAUAUCGGUGCUCAAAAUAAUGGGGAUUCUGACUAUGUCCGUGCAGUUUAUAGGAUGAGUGACCUUACACUUAGAAGAAUAAAGAUGCCCUGGCUUUGGUUUGACUUUUGGUACCUUAUGUUUAAAGAAGGAAGGGAACACAAAAGGAGCCUUAAGAUCCUACAUACUUUUACCAAAAAUGUUAUCAGUGAGCGGGCCAGACAAAUGAAGACAGAUGAAGAAUGUAGAGAUGAUUAUGACAGGGACUCGAGCCCCAUCAAAAAUAAACGCAAGGCUUUUCUUGACUUGCUUUUGAAUGCAACUGAUGAUGAAGGAAAAAAGCUAAGCCAUGAAGACAUUCGAGAAGAAGUUGACACCUUCAUGUUUGAGGGCCAUGAUACAACAGCAGCAGCAAUAAACUGGUCCUUAUACCUAUUGGGAUCUUAUCCAGAAGCCCAGAAAAAAGUCAACAUUGAACUGGAUGAAGUGUUUGGGAGGUCUGAUCGCCCUGUUACCUUAGAAGAUCUGAAGAAACUCAAGUAUCUGGAAUGUGUUAUUAAGGAGAGCCUUCGCCUUUUUCCUUCUGUUCCUUUAUUUGCUCGGACUCUUACUGAAGAUUGUGAAGUUGCGGGCUACAAAAUUUCAAAAGGUACUGAAGCUGUCAUUGUUCCCUAUGCACUGCAUAGAGACCCAAAAUACUUCCCAGAUCCUGAGGAAUUCCAACCAGAAAGAUUCUUUUCAGAGAACAUGCAAGGACGCCAUCCAUAUGCAUAUGUGCCUUUCUCUGCUGGACCCAGAAACUGUAUAGGUCAAAAGUUUGCCAUAUUUGAAGAAAAGACCAUUCUUUCUUGCAUCCUGAGGCGGUUUUGGGUUGAAUGCAACCAGAAAAGAGAAGAACUUGGUCUGACCGGAGAGCUGAUUCUUCGUCCAGAUAAUGGAAUCUGGAUCAAGUUGAAGAGGAGAAACUCUUAA
Messenger RNA from Orycteropus afer afer, 1572 nucleotides. RefSeq names its product cytochrome P450 4V2. Lineage: Eukaryota; Metazoa; Chordata; Mammalia; Tubulidentata; Orycteropodidae. Bases 1 to 1572 code for a protein of 523 amino acids. The record is from RefSeq and is a predicted model, not a curated record. Gene Ontology annotation, molecular function: monooxygenase activity; oxidoreductase activity, acting on paired donors, with incorporation or reduction of molecular oxygen; heme binding. The transcript has 11 exons.